Molecule: messenger RNA, 669 nt
Organism: Thermochaetoides thermophila DSM 1495
Lineage: Eukaryota; Fungi; Ascomycota; Sordariomycetes; Sordariales; Chaetomiaceae
Exons: 1
Coding region: 1-669 (222 amino acids)
Source: RefSeq, a predicted model, not a curated record
AUGCCGUCGAAAACAAAGUCCCCAUCCUCCCCCGCGCCGUCGUCGUCCACGAGCACAGACGCGCCCGUCAAGCGCUUCGAGCUCCCCGCCCUCGACCUCAACUUUGGCUCUCUGACCGACGGUACCGACAUCCCGCCGCCUCUGCCCUCGCCCAUACAAGAAGAGCCGUCCUCCAAGGAGCCAGGCACGCCGAAAGAAGAGAACGGCGACGCUGCGAAAGAUAAUGCCAAUGGAUCUUCGAAGCACGACGUCUCCUCGCCGCAGUCCACAUCUACGCCAACCUCCGAAACCACCAAAGGCGCAUCCACGGUCCCGACCUCCCCAACCCUCUCUGCCCGGCCGGGCUCCAUCCGCCGACUAUUCAGCCGCGGCCUGCUGAACCCGGCGCACGCGGCAGCCGCAGGUGCAAACGGAGACCGUCCGCAGAGCCGCGGGACAGGCAGUAUUGCCGACUCGACGCGCAAGUCGAAGCGCGCGAGCGGCUGGUUCGGUCGGCUGCGCGGGGGCAGCCAUGAUAAGUGCAGCUCGCCGCUGGCGUCGUCGCCUCAGAGCGAGGAGAAGAAGGAUCCGCCGCCGAUGUUGCCGGAGCUGAGUGAGCUGAAUAGGAAGUUGGGGAUUCAUGGGGAUGAUGUGGGGUUUGGGGAUGAUUUGUUUAAAGAUAUUAAGUAG